AUGAACGUACGUGCACUACAUUUUCUAUCAGCGGUGAGAGAGAAAACUGAUGGUGUGACAGUUGAACACUGUCUCACCCAUAUCGGACAUGAAGUCCGCCCAUCUCAGCUGGGACUUGAUAACAAUGCUGAGCAGUUUAGAGUCUCGCUGCUACGGGAUGGUCUGACCGUCCGACAGGUUUACGGAAAAAAUAUCGACAAAAAAGUGCUUAGAAACAUCGCCUCGAAGUGCCGAGUAGACCCUGGAAGACUCCAUCAUUUGGACACGGGUUCAGUUCAGAGGCGAGUUGAUGCCAACUUGCAAUCUGAUGGCAUCCAGUUCUACAGGCCAGCACGAGACGCCAGCGGAGAUGGAUUCGUGCUGGCCACUGUAAUUGUCGCGGAUGAAUGGGAUAGAGCUCUUCCAGCUGCGUACCUCCUCUCCUAUAGGAUGAUUGAUAUAGAAGUUGGGAUGAUGUUUGAGCAUGUGAAGAAGUUGCUCCCCUCAUUUCACACCGAUUACUUCAUAACGGACGAUACCAACACAUUUUGGAAUGGUUCCAGUAAAGUGUUUCCAUCGUCGUGGACUAAACGGCUGUUAUGCCUAUGGCACGUACAGCUAGCCAUGAAGAGGAAUGCUAAUGCGAAACUGGUUAACGUAAGUAGCCUUCGUCUGACUCCAAUUGCUUGUAGCUGGAAUGGCGUGGAACUAGAAUACUGCUCUUUGAGCGCGACAUCAGCGAGCCAUUUCUCAGGGAAAAUGCGAGACAUCUGUCUUGUUCGCGAAAGAAGUGUCUUCGUAACACAAUACACAUCAAUGUUGAAGUAUCUUCGUGAAAAUGGUGAAAGCACGCUCGCGUCAUACAUGGAAAACACAUGGAGCAAUAGAGUGGACCAAUGGGCAGCCUUCGGGCGGCUAGAAUCUUGUGUUAGUACUUCUAUGCUCUGUGAGCGUUUCCAUAAAAAAUUCAAGCAUGGGAUGUUGGAAGGAAAAGCAAACGUGAGGAUAGACAGACUCCUCCAACUACUCAUUGCCCUUACUACCGAGUUAGAAGAGGACCGGGAGAUUAUGGAGAGAGAAGUGGAGGAAGGAAGGUACAGGCUCCAGCAACAUCACAAGGUGCACAUGUCGGCUGUCAACAAAUAUUGCCGGCAGCAGCAACUUGUCACUGUUGUUGGUCCUGGAACCUGGGAAGUGAAAGAGAACCGAAACUCAUAUCGCGUGGAAGAAUCCUAUUGUCCAUGCGACAAGGAAUUCAACAAUCAUUGCCGAAGAGAAGGGUGUGGUGCAUGCCCUUAUGCGUUUGCUUGCACCUGUCCUUUGGAUGUGAAAAGUGGAAUAAGCUGUGUGCAUGUUCAUGCAGCUCUGUUGUACGCAGCAGCAGGACGCCGCUCGCAGCAAGAUUGUGGGUUUUCAAUGUCUUCGAUGGUAGAUGAAGAGGCUGAGAGUGUGCAAGAUGCACUCUAG
This is a messenger RNA of Necator americanus (New World hookworm), 1446 nucleotides long. RefSeq lists its product as uncharacterized. The record is from RefSeq and is a predicted model, not a curated record. Gene Ontology annotation, molecular function: zinc ion binding. The transcript has 9 exons. The coding region runs from base 1 to 1446 and encodes 481 amino acids. NCBI's taxonomy places the organism in Eukaryota, Metazoa, Nematoda, Chromadorea, Rhabditida, Ancylostomatidae.